Messenger RNA from Girardinichthys multiradiatus, 889 nucleotides. Its product is annotated as protein bassoon-like. Lineage: Eukaryota; Metazoa; Chordata; Actinopteri; Cyprinodontiformes; Goodeidae. Gene Ontology annotation, cellular component: glutamatergic synapse; GABA-ergic synapse; cytoskeleton of presynaptic active zone. Bases 116 to 889 code for a protein of 257 amino acids. The transcript is spliced from 3 exons. Gene Ontology annotation, biological process: protein localization to synapse; presynaptic active zone assembly. Gene Ontology annotation, molecular function: metal ion binding; structural constituent of presynaptic active zone. The record is from RefSeq and is a predicted model, not a curated record.
UUGUAGGUGAUGAUGGCGGAAGGGGAGCGACGCUGAGUUCCAUCCGAGUUUUUACCCCAGCUGUAAAAACCACCCACAACCACCGUUUCUCUCCGUCGAGACCUAUCCCGUGGCAAUGGGGAACGAGGCCAGUAUGGAGGGGGAGGGACAGGCGGGACAGCCCGGCGCCGCCGUCCCUACAGCGGGGGCUCCGACUUCCAUUUCAGCACCACCGGACUCUGGACAGCUCAUCAAGCCCAGCAAUGGAGCGCCAGCCGGAGGAAGUGGGGCUGCGUCCGGCCCGGGGAUUAACAGACCAUCUCCAUCCGACCCUGGGCCUAAAGCAGGAAUGCAGAGCGUCCAUGGGCCAGGCGACAGGUUGGCCUCCCACGAUGCCAGUCAACAUGCUGCGCCUCAAGCAGAGCAGGGCCAGGGACAUGUGGCCAGGAAGAAUCUGCAGGUUGACCUGGGUGGCAGCAGAACUGGAAGGUCCCCCUCUGUGUCCCCAGAUCGUGGGAGCGUCCCCACCUCCCCUUAUUCUGUGCCUCAAAUUGCUCCGAUGCCCAGCAGUAAACUGUGUCCUGUCUGCAAAACCACCGACCUGACGGGCACUGGGGACGACAAACCCAACUUCAACAACUGCACACAGUGCCACUCCAUGGUGUGCAACCAGUGUGGCUUCAACCCCAACCCUCACCUCACAGAGCAAUGGCCCGGUCCUGAAAAGCCACAGCUGAAAGGAGUGAGCAGUGUGAAAAAGCUGUGUGGCAGCAGGAGGAGACGGAAAAGGAGAGAAAACCAUCAUCAUAAAUUAACCAUAAUAGCUGCAGUGUUUAGAACACGGCAGAGCAACUCUACAUCGAUUCAGCACCUGGGAAAAAUAGAAAAUACAAAAUGUGCAAUCAAAUAA